Molecule: messenger RNA, 4372 nt
Organism: Linepithema humile (Argentine ant)
Lineage: Eukaryota; Metazoa; Arthropoda; Insecta; Hymenoptera; Formicidae
Source: RefSeq, a predicted model, not a curated record
UUAGUGAUAAUUAUCUAUUUUUAUUACGAGGCUAAUUUGUCAUCAACAAUUUAAAAAAAAAAAAAUUUAUAGUGUAUAUUGACGUUAUAAAUCCUUUAAAUUUUCAUGUAAUUUAAAUUGUUGAGUGUGUCAAAUGUCGAGACACAUACGUGCUGUCCAUGAAGCUAUUAUAAUAUUCAUUGUUAUUCGAUCUUUAGUCAAUCGCAAACAUAUGGCUGUCUCAGUAUUCGAUACACCGAGUUUCUAGCAUAAACGAAACCAGGUGAAAUACAGUUUGGUCAGAACAAAAUUGGUAGAAGGAUGUUAGAUAAAAAACGCUAUUUUAUCUAACUUGCGACAACGGAUGUGUAAAAGUGUAUAAGCAAUAUAAAAGUGUAUAAACAAUAUAACUUUGGAUUUCUGGAUAUGACACAUGUCAAUAUACAUAUGAGAAUGAAAUGAACGGUUAGUUAAUUAUGAAUAAUUGUUACGAGUUACGAGUUAAAUUAAUUAGUGACAUUGGACAGUAUUCUAAUUUUACGCAUAUUUGAUCCCGUUAAUGUUCGUUUCGACUCACUUUUUGGACGUGAACAUAAAAAUUCGACUUGUAUUGUACAUUAUAAAUGCAAACGUUUCUCUAUGUAUGAAUUCUAACCAAUGUGAAUUGUAGUAUAACUUGACCUCUCGCUGACUUAAUGAACAAUCAAGUGCACAAAUUUUACUGAAUCACACAAAAGAAUAAAGGAUUUUUGUGCAAUUCUUUACGGGAUAAUUCCUAGCAGUUUACCGGACCGUCUUAAAAGCAAUCGCGAUGAAUCUCGAUGCAUUGCGCGACUUUCAAAUGCCUUAUCUGCAGGCUAUUCAAACUAUACCGGGUAACACUGCUAGCGAGAAACAACAGUGGAUCGGGAAAUCAGCUUCGCACGAGCUGCAUGUCACUCAAGAUCUAAAACAACUCUCUUUAGAAGCGAUAUCUAUAUUGCUACUGGAAGUUGCCGUAAAACACAGGCGACAUGAGGAUAUAACAUUAGCUCUGAGGUCCGAUGACUGGACAAUCGUGAAUCGAGCUCUUAAAGCCACUUGGUUUUUCAACGGCAGUCAAGAAAUUAUCGACGCUGAAUACUUUUCGAAACGUGUCUUUCCUUACAUUUCUCGCCUUACGAAAACUCGUGUAGUGUGCACGCUUGCAAGUUGCAUAAAGAAUCCGUCAUUCGCGGAGGCAAUAUUUAAUGCUCUCACAAUCACUUAUAAUGUCGAAACUGCUUUACCACUUCUAAUGAUUUGCGAUCAAGAAUUUAUUUAUGCAACGAUAGUCGAGAAGAAACUUAUUUUGCCUGUUCACAUUUUCAAAAAAAUAUAUUACAAAAAUCCGGAGUUUGGAGUACGGUUACUUAAAGAAUAUAUUGGACAUCACAAAAUGUAUAGAUUUUGUAAUCGACAAAGGAGUUUGAAUAUAAGUGCUAGGAACAGUCCACAAAACAUUAUCCAAGAAUACCAAUGUAUUUUGCAUACAUUAGCGAAGAAGAGAUCGAUGGAAUUUGUGAACAUUGUACAAAAUGUAAUUCAGACUGUGAAUUUGUGUGAUAAAAUUGGUGUAUUAAGCAAAAAAUGUGCCAAAAAAUUUUUGAAAAAAGCGAAAACCGCUGUGAUUGGAUACCCACAUUUUUACAUGCCUAUGUUACCGUCUCAACUGAUCAACGCAGAACUAUUGGAAAUGAUGUUUCCGGGUUUAAUGAAAUAUUAUUGCCGUCACUUCUUCUGUACAGAUAAAAUGCUUAAAUAUUUAAAAGACUAUCCGGAGGAUAAAAGAUUGGAGAUACUUUUUGAAACAUAUAGGGAUCUUUAUCAACAUGAACUUCUUGACAAAGUAGAAAACGUGACACCUGCUUUACUGAAAAUAUUACCUAUCGAGAAAAGGAUUAUGUUUACCCAAAAUAUGGUAAUUUAUAACCUUUUUAAUAACCUAAGAUCUUACGAGAAAAGUCCGCUUUGUUACCUCUCGGUAGAUAAAGCAAUUCCGAUUUUUAAACGUUUAAUGAGAUCUGUUAGAACUCAGCUGAGCACACUUGAUCUUAUCUUAAAAAUGAUAUACACUUGCAAGGUUAACAAUGAUGAAGAUGAGUUAUAUAAUGUCUUAUCGUACAUUAUAGAUGGAGAGUACAUCAUAAGUGACUACAUUACGUUAGAGGAAGCAUUAGAAGCAAUGCAUCAGAUUUUUGUUGUCUGUGAAGUACCAUUUGUAAAUGAAAGGAAUGGCUCUCUUCUGUGUCACAUGAUACGAUUGUUUUACACACAGUACAAUCAUACAAUUAAAAGAUUGAUCAUGGAUAUGUUGCAUUUCAGAUUUAUUAAAAAUAUGCCAAUCGCUGAUUUAAUUGAUAUGUUGAUAGGUGUAAAAGAUACAUAUUAUUUCAUAAAGUUUAAUAUGUUUAAAUAUAAUGCACAAUAUGAGAAGCGUUGGCUCAUAUUUUUUAUAGAAAGAAAUAUAAAGAUAUAUAAAAGAUGGCAACCCGUAAGAGAUGAAGAAGGAGGAUAUCUGGAUGUUGAUUUAAAAUACUCUGCUUUAUGUCAAUUGCUCAUGGCAAUAUCUGAUUUCAAUGAAAGAUGCAAUAAUUCACGAACAAGAAUGGAGCGUAUAGCAAUUGAAAAUUAUCCUGAUUUGAUAAAUGCUAUUGAUUCAUUAAUUGUCUUCGCAGCAAACACAAUUUAUUGGAAGAAGGUAAAGAAAGUAUUACAUAGAAACGAAUCAGAUUUGCAUCGCCGUUUGAGCCGCAUGCCGUAUAGAUCGCGGAACAUGAUCCACGUAGCAUCGAGAGAAGCGCUUCGUGAAUUGAACAACAAUUUUCAGAGUAUACUGGACAAUUGGGAAGAAUAUUUGACAAAUUGUAGAAAUGAUUAUUGUGACAAACACGUGCAGCGGUUUGUGAGAGCCACACGUUGGUACAAGGAUAUUCCUAUUAAAUUUGCUGAGCGCUGUGUAAGUGAUUUACAGGGAGAGGAUACGGAAGAAAUGUCAUCUGCUUUAAUUAUUUUGAGUCUUUUGCUUCAUGGCAAUUCACUGACACAACUCUUAGAUCUGCCUUUCAUAAAAGAAAAAAGUAGAACUGAUAUUGUAAAUAUUGUAAAUACUUAUUAUAACUUGAGUUUUUCGUAUGUUUUAAGCAUUAUGAUUUCUAAUCCACCGGUGCCUCUUCGGCUAAUAACGGAAGUAUUUGAAUGUCACUCAGCCAUACAAAUUAUGAUACUAUCGCGUGUGAUUCCACGGUUGCCUGUGCUGAACGUAAUGUCAUAUUUUACGAAUAAUGUGUCGUCAAUGUCCGUUAAGAGACGAAUGUGGUGGAUUCAUCUCAUGUGUUUAAUUGUUCCUAUAAGCGAGCAGAUAAUUUUUCUUUACGAAAUGUGGACGACUGAAAAGCACUCGUGGGUAGAAGUAACUUUAUAUGGAGUGAUGUGGAUGUUAUGUGAUGAUCCAUAUCGAGAAAACGCAUUGUUGCUGCAACAAACGAAAGCGUCGUUUUUUGUCGAAAACGUAGAUUUGGUUGUGUCAUUUCAGAAAUUUGCUUCCGACUUUGUUGAUCAUCCUUAUGUCUGGAAUUUUUUUGACAUAUGGCUUGAGUUUAUAGCGAUUUAUGGUGAAAUGGGUUAUGUAGUCGAAUUUAUAGAAAAAUGCACUACGGUAUGCUUAUGUUUUCUCAACCCGUUUUUUUUUAAAUGUAAUGACAAUUUCGAUAUCAGUUACGUACUCCAGAAGUUCUUAUGUCACGCAAAUUAUGGGAUAUCCAAGGCAAUGCAAGACCACGCGUUGCCAUAUAUUUUACGCAUGGACGAAAUUUGCUUUUCCGUAAUUAAUAAUGUUCUUCCCAACAUAUUGUCCAGUCUUCAGAGCAAUUUGGACCAGUCUCCGGAGCAUGUUGGACGCUCUUCUGCAAUAAGACACAACGUGUAUUUAUUUUUGGAAAAGUUUGUUGUCGCGUACAAGUUAAGCUCGUGUAGUAAUUAUGGUGCAGUAAUUAAAAAUUUGCUGAAAAUGUUCGCAGAGGAAUCAUUAAUUAAGCAAAACAUGCAAUCUUAUGCGCUAUUAAAAUACGCGUGGAUAAUGUAUAUAUCCGACAGAAGAUGUGUUGUAUUAUGUGGCAGACAUUUUACAGAAGAUUCUAACGAACUUUUUUUUGGUCAACAACUUGGCCGACGAAUGCUUUCUUUAGUCGAAAUGUUUUCGCCACAAUCACUGGAUAUGUUGGCUAAAGUUCUUGUGCGAUUUCUUGUGCAACUUUAUAAAGAUGAUAAUUAUUUACGUGUCAUUAGUUGUGUCACAAGAGAUCUGUUAAUAGUCUCUAAUAAACAUUCUUGGGAUAUGGUGAAAAUGAUUUUAGCCGAGACACCAUGGAAAUGA